Nelumbo nucifera (sacred lotus) is the source of this 6024-nucleotide messenger RNA. Its product is annotated as clathrin heavy chain 2-like. Gene Ontology annotation, biological process: receptor-mediated endocytosis; intracellular protein transport. The record is from RefSeq and is a predicted model, not a curated record. Gene Ontology annotation, cellular component: plasma membrane; chloroplast; plasmodesma. Gene Ontology annotation, molecular function: clathrin light chain binding; structural molecule activity. Lineage: Eukaryota; Viridiplantae; Streptophyta; Magnoliopsida; Proteales; Nelumbonaceae.
ACACCGCAUUUAAACAUAAUUUAAUGUCAUUUUGACACUAACAAAGGGAGAGGAAAAAUAAGCAACUCGCACAGUCUCUCGCUUAUAUUUCCUUCGGAAGUUCAGAUCCAUCUCUCUCUCUCUCUCUCUCUCUCUCCGGCUUGGAGAGCUAAAAAGGGUUUGUCGUUGCUUUGGAUCUCCAAGGGAUCAAUCUCCAAACAGGUGUAGUUUUGAACCCUCGGUAGGGGGUUUCAUCCUUUCGGCAAUUCAGAUUCCGUGUUUUGAAGCGUCGAUCUGAGCACCAUGGCUGCCGCAAGUGCUCCGAUCACUAUGAAAGAGGCAUUGACGUUACCAAGUAUAGGGAUCAAUCCUCAAUUUAUUACCUUCACACAUGUUACAAUGGAGUCGGACAAAUACAUAUGUGUUCGUGAAACAUCCCCUCAGAAUAGUGUGGUUAUCAUUGACAUGAGCAUGCCUAUGCAACCUUUAAGAAGGCCCAUUACUGCUGAUUCUGCUUUGAUGAACCCAAAUGCGAGAAUACUUGCUCUCAAAGCUCAACUUCCGGGAACUACACAGGAUCACCUGCAGAUAUUCAACAUUGAAAUGAAAGCAAAAAUAAAAUCACAUCAGAUGCCUGAGCAGGUUGCCUUUUGGAAAUGGAUUACCCCAAAACUGUUGGGCCUGGUUACACAAACCUCAGUAUAUCAUUGGUCAAUUGAAGGUGACUCGGAGCCUGUAAAGAUGUUUGACAGGACAGCUAAUUUGGCGAAUAACCAAAUAAUUAAUUAUCGGUGUGAUCCUUCAGAGAAGUGGUUGGUUUUGAUUGGCAUUGCUCCAGGAUCACCUGAGAGGCCCCAACUGGUCAAAGGAAAUAUGCAGCUUUUCUCUGUGGAUCAGCAGCGCAGUCAAGCUCUUGAAGCACAUGCUGCAUCAUUUGCCUCAUUUAAGGUUCCAGGAAAUGAAAACCCUUCUAUUCUUAUUUGUUUUGCCUCAAAGACCACCAAUGCUGGCCAGAUUACAUCAAAGUUGCAUGUGAUUGAACUUGGUGCUCAGCCAGGCAAACCAGCUUUUACUAAGAAGCAAGCAGAUCUUUUCUUCCCUCCAGAUUUUGCUGAUGACUUCCCUGUGGCAAUGCAGAUAUCCCACAAGUACAGUUUGAUAUAUGUAAUUACAAAGCUUGGUCUUUUAUUUGUAUAUGACUUGGAGACUGCUUCUGCAGUUUAUAGAAAUCGUAUUAGUCCAGAUCCUAUAUUUUUGACAACUGAAGCUUCUUCAGUUGGUGGAUUCUAUGCUGUGAAUAGACGAGGCCAGGUGUUAUUGGCUACUGUCAAUGAAGCAAUGAUUGUUCCUUUUGUCAGUGGUCAGUUGAACAAUCUAGAGCUUGCUGUUAAUCUUGCCAAAAGAGGAAACCUUCCCGGGGCGGAGAAUUUGGUUGUGCAGCGAUUCCAAGAACUGUUUGCUCAGACUAAAUAUAAGGAAGCUGCAGAGCUUGCUGCAGAGUCUCCACAGGGAAUUCUUCGUACUCCUGAUACUGUUGCAAAGUUUCAGAGUGUUCCUGUGCAAGCUGGACAAACGCCACCUCUAUUGCAGUAUUUUGGAACUCUCUUGACUAGAGGGAAACUUAAUCCAUUUGAGUCGCUGGAGUUGUCCCGCCUUGUUGUGAAUCAGAAUAAAAAGAAUCUUCUGGAGAAUUGGUUAGCUGAAGACAAGCUUGAGUGUAGUGAGGAGCUUGGAGAUCUUGUGAAGACUGUGGAUAAUGAUCUUGCUCUGAAAAUAUACAUCAAAGCUAGGGCCACCCCAAAGGUUGUUGCAGCUUUUGCUGAACGAAGAGAAUUUGACAAAAUUCUCAUAUACUCGAAGCAGGUUGGAUACACACCUGACUAUCUAUUCCUUCUGCAAACAAUUCUGAGAUCCGAUCCACAGGGUGCUGUUAACUUUGCACUUAUGAUGUCACAAAUGGAGGGUGGUUGCCCAGUUGACUACAAUACGAUCACCGAUCUCUUCCUUCAGAGGAACAUGAUCCGUGAGGCAACAGCAUUUUUGCUAGAUGUUCUGAAGCCAAAUUUGCCAGAGCAUGGAUACCUUCAGACAAAGGUCUUGGAGAUCAAUCUAGUGACAUUUCCAAAUGUAGCGGAUGCUAUUUUAGCUAAUGGAAUGUUUAGUCACUAUGAUCGUCCUCGAAUUGCUCAACUUUGUGAGAAAGCUGGUUUGUACAUGCGUGCUCUUCAGCAUUAUACUGAGUUGCCAGAUAUCAAACGUGUGAUUGUGAAUACACAUGCCAUUGAACCACAGUCACUUGUAGAGUUCUUUGGGACCCUUUCCAGAGAGUGGGCACUGGAGUGCAUGAAGGACCUUUUACUUACUAAUCUUAGAGGAAAUCUGCAGAUAAUUGUGCAGACUGCAAAAGAAUAUUGUGAGCAAUUGGGUGUUGAUUCUUGUAUAAAACUCUUUGAACAAUUUAAGUCAUAUGAAGGAUUGUACUUUUUUCUGGGAUCAUAUUUGAGCUCCAGUGAGGAUCCUGAUAUUCAUUUUAAGUACAUCGAAGCAGCUGCUAAAACUGGACAAAUAAAAGAGGUUGAACGUGUGACAAGAGAAUCAAAUUUCUAUGACCCUGAGAAGACAAAGAACUUUCUAAUGGAAGCAAAGCUUCCUGAUGCACGACCAUUGAUAAAUGUUUGUGAUCGUUUUGGUUUUGUUCCAGAUCUUACACACUAUCUCUAUUCAAACAAUAUGCUUCGAUAUAUUGAAGGCUAUGUUCAAAAGGUCAACCCUGGAAAUGCACCUCUAGUUGUAGGGCAGCUGCUUGAUGAUGAGUGCCCAGAAGAUUUCAUUAAAGGCCUUAUUCUUUCUGUUCGUUCCCUCCUUCCAGUGGAGCCCCUUGUUGAAGAGUGUGAGAAAAGGAAUCGCCUCCGUUUACUCACUCAGUUCCUGGAGCAUCUUGUGAGCGAGGGAAGUCAGGAUGUACAUGUUCAUAAUGCUCUUGGUAAAAUCAUCAUUGACAGCAAUAACAAUCCAGAGCAUUUUCUCACCACCAAUCCAUACUAUGAUUCACGUGUUGUGGGUAAAUAUUGUGAGAAACGGGACCCUACACUGGCAGUUAUUGCUUACCGAAGAGGACAGUGUGAUGAUGAACUUAUCAAUGUCACAAAUAAGAAUUCAUUGUUCAAGCUGCAGGCCAGAUACGUUGUUGAGAGAAUGGAUUCUGAUCUUUGGGAAAACAUUCUUAGACCUGAUAAUGUGUAUAGGAGACAGCUUAUUGAUCAAGUUGUAUCUACUGCCUUGCCUGAAAGCAAGAGCCCUGAGCAAGUUUCUGCAGCUGUUAAAGCAUUCAUGACAGCUGAUCUCCCACAUGAGUUGAUUGAGCUUCUUGAAAAGAUUGUGCUCCAGAACUCAGCCUUCAGCGGAAACUUCAAUUUGCAGAAUCUCUUGAUCCUGACAGCUAUCAAAGCAGAUGCAUCGAGGGUAAUGGAUUACAUUAAUAGGUUAGACAACUUUGAUGGACCUGCAGUUGGAGAGGUGGCAGUGGAAGCACAAUUAUAUGAAGAAGCAUUUGCUAUCUUCAAGAAGUUCAACUUGAAUGUCCAGGCUGUGAAUGUUCUUUUGGACAACAUUCAAAGCAUUGAACGAGCCGUGGAAUUUGCAUUCCGUGUUGAAGAGGAUGCUGUUUGGAGCCAAGUGGCCAAGGCCCAACUCAGGGAGGGACUAGUGAGUGAUGCAAUUGAAUCAUUUAUCCGUGCAGAUGAUGCCACUCAAUUCUUGGAUGUCAUCCGGGCUGCUGAGGAUGCCAAUGUGUACCAUGACUUGGUGAGGUAUCUUCUGAUGGUGAGGCAGAAGUUGAAGGAGCCCAAGGUGGAUAGUGAACUGAUUUAUGCUUAUGCCAAGAUUGACAGGCUAGGUGAGAUUGAGGAAUUUAUUCUAAUGCCAAAUGUAGCCAAUCUCCAAAAUGUUGGUGAUCGCUUGUAUGAUGAAGCCCUGUAUGAGGCUGCAAAGAUUAUCUUUGCAUUUAUUUCUAACUGGGCCAAACUUGCAAUUACACUUGUGAAGUUGAGGCAGUUCCAAGGUGCAGUAGAUGCAGCUCGAAAGGCGAAUAGUUCAAAGACAUGGAAGGAAGUUUGCUUUGCUUGUGUUGAUGCUGAAGAGUUCCGUUUGGCACAAAUUUGUGGGCUCAACAUCAUAAUACAGGUGGAUGACUUGGAGGAGGUUAGUGACUAUUACCAGAACAGAGGAUGCUUCAAUGAGCUAAUCUCUCUCAUGGAAAGUGGUCUGGGCUUGGAGCGCGCACAUAUGGGCAUCUUUACCGAGUUGGGAGUCCUAUAUGCUAGAUACCGCCCAGAGAAGCUUAUGGAACACAUUAAACUGUUCUCAACACGUCUUAACAUUCCAAAGCUAAUACGAGCCUGUGAUGAACAACAGCACUGGAAGGAACUCACCUAUUUGUAUAUACAAUAUGAUGAGUUUGACAAUGCUGCAACCACCAUUAUGAACCAUUCUCCGGAAGCAUGGGACCACAUGCAAUUCAAAGAUGUUGCAGUCAAAGUUGCAAAUGUGGAGCUCUACUACAAGGCGGUUCACUUCUACCUACAGGAACAUCCUGAUCUUAUUAACGAUCUUCUCAAUGUACUUGCCCUUCGUGUGGACCAUACACGUGUAGUAGACAUAAUGCGGAAGGCGGGUCACCUGCACCUUGUGAAGCCAUACAUGGUAGCAGUUCAGAGCAACAAUGUUGCUGCUGUGAAUGAAGCUUUGAAUGAGAUCUAUGUUGAGGAGGAGGACUAUGAUAGACUGCGAGAAUCAAUUGAUAUGCAUGAUAACUUUGAUCAAAUAGGCCUAGCCCAGAAGGUUGAGAAACAUGAGCUUCUUGAGAUGAGACGCAUUGCAGCUUAUAUUUACAAGAAAGCAGGUAGAUGGAGACAGUCCAUUGCAUUGUCUAAGAAAGACAACCUUUACAAAGAUGCCAUGGAAACAUGUUCACAGUCUGGUGACCGUGAACUUUCAGAGGAGUUGCUUGUUUAUUUCAUUGAGCAGGGAAAGAAGGAGUGCUUUGCUUCUUGCCUCUUUGUUUGUUAUGAUUUAAUUCGGCCUGAUGUUGCAUUAGAACUUGCCUGGAUGAACAAUAUGGUCGACUUUGCUUUCCCUUAUCUCUUGCAGUUUAUCCGUGAGUAUACAAGCAAGGUUGAUGAACUUAUAAAGGACAGACUCAAUGCUCUUAGUGAAGUGAAGGCUAAGGAGAAAGAGGAAAAGGAAAUGGUUGCACAACAGAAUAUGUAUGCCCAGUUGCUGCCUCUUGCUUUGCCUGCACCGCCAAUGCCAGGGAUGGGAGGAGCUUCAAUGGGUGGAGGUUUUGCACCACCACCACCUAUGGCUGGCAUGGGUAUGCCUCCAAUGCCACCUUUUGGCAUGCCCCCUAUGGGGACAUACUAAUUUUGGGGUGAUGAGUUCCAAAUGAGUGUAGUAGUUAAAUAUCAAAGGAGGAAGGGGAAGCUAUCUGUCUAUAUGAUCUGCAGUUACACUUGGCGGAUGGAAUUCUUUCUUCUCAAGGGGGAAUGUGAAGGUCUCAGGUCCUGAAUAAGUUCUUUGGUCGGGUUUUUUUCAUAGGGUGUGCUUGUAUCUUCAAAUAUUCUUUUGGUAGCAGAGGCAUUUUUUUGCUGCCGUUGAGGCUGAGCUGAGCAUCUUCUGCCUGCUGGACUGUUACUGUUGUUUGGCACCGUGAAAAUGUUGAACUCUGGUGUAGUCGAUGUAAUCUAGUGAUGGUUGUGGCUUUGUUGCCACUUGUAUAGGUGGUUUAGUCUUCUUCGUUGAUUAAGAACCUUUUAAUUUUAGUGGUGUAUUUGAUUGCUUCCCCUUGUUUUAGGGUUUCACUCUUAUCCCAUUUGGCUUACAUGAUGCCUCUCGCUAUGCCUUUCCCUUGUUGGGUGUAAUUUGAGGAUCUGCAUUAGAUGUCGUCCAAGGGUCAAAAUAUAGCAACAUAUCGGGCUGUAUCAGCUUAUAUGUAUCGUUCCGACAAGAACCCGGUACACAAUGUGUAUAAAUCAUUUGUUCCAUUUC